This is a messenger RNA of Stegodyphus dumicola, 1078 nucleotides long. Its product is annotated as transcription factor 25-like. The record is from RefSeq and is a predicted model, not a curated record. NCBI's taxonomy places the organism in Eukaryota, Metazoa, Arthropoda, Arachnida, Araneae, Eresidae.
CUGACUUCUUCUUUCCCUAUAAUGUUAUCUGCAUGACACAUGGUGGGAAACGGAGUAAUGUUUUGUUUUUGUACUAUAUAUGGCAGGUAACCGCAUUCGGCAGUACCGAGUAUAACUCAGAGCAACAUAGAUGAAAAUUAAUAAUUUUCCGUGCAUUUAUAAUAUAGCUCAAAAGCAUGUCUAAUAGAGUCUUUAAAAAACUUCAUGGUGAAAAAGAUCUUGCAACAGCUCUUAAAAUUGAUGGCUUGAGCGAAUCUGAUGACGGGGGAACCAGUCUUCGUAGUUCUGUGGAAAAGCCUGUAAACAAUCGCUUUGAAUUGCUGAACAGUGUUGAACAUUCAUUGUCUGAUACAGAAGCAAAGGAAGAUGAUGAUCGAGAAAAUGACCCUCCUCAAGAUGGCCAAGAAAGGAAUAAAUUGGAGAAACAAGAUUCUACUCAUAGUACAGAUAGUCUUAAACGUAGGAAGAAGAAAAAGAAGAAAAAAUUGAAAAGUCAAAAGAGUACAGAGGAAAAUUUAGAUGAUGGAGAAGAUGAAGUUGAAGCUUCUAUCAGAGAAGUGAAUAAAAUGUUGGGAGAACCCGAACCUUCUUCUUCUGAAGCAGCUUUUAGCCGGCAGUAUCAUGAGAAGCCUGGUCAGGAAAAGUCAGUUUUAUCUAUAGAUCUGAGGAAUUUAAAUCCUGAUAAUGAAAUGAAGAAAUUAUUUGGAUCAAAAGUUGUCCAGAAUGAACAAGUUAAAAGGAAAGGAAGAGGCAGAACACAUGGUAGGUCAACUGUUCUAGUAUCUCCCAAAAAUUGGCCUCAUUUAGGAAAACCAGGAUUAUCCAUGUGUUUAUUAGAAACGAAAGAUGAUAUCCAUUAUUUCGCAUUUGAGCACAGUAAGCAAUAUCAGUCAAUACAACUCCAGUUCAUAGAAGCUGUUGAAAGUUUUAAUCCAGAUAAUAUAGUGGCUUUGCUCAACACGUAUCCGUAUCACAUUGAUGCCUUGAUACAAUUUAGUGAUAUCUGUAAAAUGGGUGAUGACUCUCAAAUGGCUGCAGAGCUGAUUGGUAAAUAACUUUGUGAUAUUUGUUUUUAAAU